Molecule: messenger RNA, 327 nt
Organism: Notothenia coriiceps (black rockcod)
Lineage: Eukaryota; Metazoa; Chordata; Actinopteri; Perciformes; Nototheniidae
Product: kinesin-like protein KIF3B
Exons: 2
Source: RefSeq, a predicted model, not a curated record
AAACGGCGAGAGCGGGAGAUGCAGCAGCAGAUGGAGAGUCGAGACGAGGAGACUCUGGAGCUGAAGGAGACGUACAGUUCUCUGCAGCAGGAGGUCGACAUCAAAACCAAGAAGCUGAAGAAGCUGUUUGCCAAGCUGCAGGCAGUGAAGGCAGAGAUCCACGACAUCCAGGAGGCUCACAUCAACGAGCGGCAGGAGCUGGAACAGACCCAGAACGAGCUCACCCGAGACCUCAAACUCAAGUACGCAGUCUGCAUAUCACUAGGGCUGCCCUCGAAUAAAGAUGUUUCUCGUCGACCAAUUAAGGCGAUUGGUCGUCUAAUCGUC